GGUGCUGAAGGAGCUUCACCUCGUGGGGACCCCAGAGGAGACUGGCGAGCGUGAUGGGAUCGGCAUCUUCCAGCUACAGACCCAAAGUUGUUUACCUGGACAUCGAGGGACGAACCCAAAAGGUGAUUUUCAGCAGGUGUUGCAGCCCCAAUGACAUCCGAGAGUUACUGUGCACCGCGGCUGGGCUGCCUCGGUGUGCAGCCAUCACCCUGCUGGACAAUGAGAACACUAUGGUGUCCAUCGAUCCCACUGUGCCUACCAACUCCGAGAGCUUCCCGUACAGGGUUGUCCCAGUCACAGGAAGCCAACUCUCUGAGAAAGACGAGUUGUUCCAGAACGUUCUGUCACAAGUUGCAGAACAAUUUUCCAGGGCUUUUAAAAUUAACGAGCUGAAGACUGAGGUCACCAACCGAUUGGCCAUGUUAGAGAAGAGAGUGGAAUUGGAGGCGCUGAAGGUUGUGGAGAUAGAGAAGUGUCGCAGUGACAUCAAGAAGCUUCGCGAUGAGAUGACUUUGAGAAACAGCAGUUCCUUGGAUGAUAAGAAGCUGAAUCCACGCCGUGACGUACUGUCCUACCCGAAGUACCUGCUGUCCCAGGAGACCAUCGACGCUCUGAAGAAACCCACCUUCGAUGCCUGGCAAUGGGAAGCCAACGAGAUGCUGAGCUGCCUGGAGCACAUGUACCAUGACCUGGGUCUGGUUAAAGAUUUCAACAUCAACCCCAUCACUCUGAAACGCUGGCUGCUCUGUAUCCAUGACAAUUACCGGCAAAAUCCAUUUCACAACUUUCGCCACUGUUUCUGUGUGACUCAGAUGAUGUACAGUAUGAUCGCCCUGUGCAGCCUGCAGGAGAAGUUCACACAAAUUGAUGUGCUGAUAUUGAUGAGCGCUGCCGUGUGCCAUGACUUGGACCAUCCCGGUUACAACAACACGUAUCAGAUCAAUGCGCGGACGGAGUUGGCUGUGCGCUACAAUGACAUCUCUCCCCUGGAGAAUCAUCACUGUGCCAUCGCCUUCGAGAUCUACUCCCAGCCCGAACGUAAUAUCUUCUCCAACAUCGACAGCGAAGCCUUCAAACAGAUCCGGCAGGGGGUGAUUGCACUGAUCCUGGCCACCGAUAUGGCGAGACACGGUGAGAUUCUCGAUCUCUUCAAACAGAAAGCCGACAACUUUGAUUUCAGCAACGAGGAGCACGUGACCUGUCUGAAGAUGGUGCUGAUUAAAUGCUGUGACAUCUCUAAUGAGGUGAGGCCAAUGGAGGUAGCGGAGCCCUGGGUGGACUGUUUACUGGAGGAGUAUUUCAUUCAGAGUGACCGGGAGAAACUGGAGGGACUGCCUGUGGCUCCGUUCAUGGACCGAGACAAAGUGACCAAACCCACGGCACAGAUUGGAUUCAUCAAGUUCGUGCUGAUCCCGCUGUUCGAGGCAGUGAUGAAGAUCUUCCCUCAGAUAGAAGAGGUGAUGGUUCAGCCUCUGCGUGACUCACGGGAUCGUUACGAGGAGUUAAAGCAGAUUGACGAUGCCAUGAACGAGGUCCAAAAGAAGAAAAAUGAAACGCUGGCUCUUGGGAGCAAAAAGAAGUGAACAGAAACCAUCUGUGUGAGACGCUGCCCGAUGUCACUGUGACAACACUUUAUCUGGAGACUUGUCAUGGGAACAAAUUCCCAAACCGCUCGAGAUCCUGGAUUUGCUGUAUUGAGGCCGGGAUUGGGAUUGGAAUUGGGAUCGUUCGGGCAAGAACCUCACCCAUUGGAUUUGGUGUUUUUUAUAACUUGUGCAACGAUUGUGAGAGAUUUUUACAAAAGCCGACGAGAAGAUAUUACCUCUUUGCCCGGUUUGUGGCGGUGCUUUGAAAGAGGAGUCAGUAAAGUGGGUAGUGGCUGUGUUUGUCCUCCUCCUCGCUGACCCUGGUGUGGGGGUGGGGGAGGGAAUUCACUUGCAAUCUUUUUCCAAUUUGUAUUUUUUUUUAAAUUGAAACUUUGACCUGUGGGGGCAGGGGUUGUGCUCUGUCUAAACUCGGUGCAUUUUUAAGAAUGUUGCUAUUCCAGUUGUAUAAUUCUAUGGCUUUUAACUUGUUACUUGGAGCUCAGUGAUGUUGAGCCUGGCUCUGAGCUGCCGGGAGGGGUAUAUCUUUAGUGGAUCUGCUUCCUGUGACUGUGUCAGGGACAGUCCCCGGGAAAUGUGAGGUCUCACAGAUUGAUUUACAUGAGAAUUCGCAGACUUUCUAAUCCACAAUUUGUUUUAAUUUUCUCCCUCCUCUGCUGUAGUUUAGGGCCAGGGCUGGCUCUUCUCCUCCCCCCCCACCCCUCUUUGUGGGUGAAGAUAAAGCACCAGGAUAUUGGUCAUACAGCGAAGCCCCUGAUGUCCACACACGUUCAACACGGUAAUGGACCUGUGGCUAAUGGAAGCCUUGUCUCAUAGGGCAAAGACCAGCUGUCGCCCUGACCGCUAUGUGGGAGCAUACGCAGGCUGGAGAGCAGGCAGAGCCCUGAACACGGGUUGAGAAGCUCGUUUCGUCUCUCAUUCCUACGUUUUAUUGAUUUAUGUUUUCCUGCCGCAGCUUUGAUUGUUACUGAAUCCAGGGAAGUGGACUGACUGGACCCUGGAGCGGGAAUGUCCAGGCAAUGAGAGCUGACCGAUUGAAAUAUUGAGCUGAAUUUACUUGAUUUAGGAAGGUGUUGUUUAGUGGCUGGUGCAAGCCACGUAUAUUAUAAAUUAUUUGCUUUAUGAGCGGAGGGAAAGCUGCCUUGACCCUCCAUCAUUCUGGGUCAGGAUUCCUCGCUGUGAUCUGAAGCCCAGAAUUCUACCCAGUCUCAGCCUCAGAAAUAUUAUUCAAUUAUAAAAUGGCCAAAAACAAAACUAUUCCAGACACAAGGAGAUUUCCAUGUGUUAGUGACGUAUAUACACAUGUGGAAUACUGUCUAGUUUGGAUACUUUUAACCUAGUUGAUGAUAGGUUAGUAUGUCAGACACCUGGCAGAUUAAAAAAAUGUCAAUUAAUUUGUUGGCCAGUUUUCAAUAACUGUAGAAAAAACAGCUUCAAUAUUGGGUAAAUUUUAGAAUUUUAUCUCUUAAAAUUGAAGGUUUAAAGACGUAAAACAGACAGAUGGGACUGUGGCCCUCUGUCUGACCUCGGUUUCAGAUUUUUUUUGAAAUACGAGACUUUGAUUUUCAGAACAAAAAUCAGAUUAACUUUAUAAAAUAGUAAAAAUAUAAAAAUAAAUUGUGAAUUUUGAACAAUCUUCCAUUUGUUUCCUCAAUUCAGCCAUUUCACCCUCCCCCAGUUAGGAGGAAACCUUACUGCCCUGUGUGAUUAAUGAGGACAAGCGUUCCAGGACGCUACCAGAUUCAUAGAUGCAGUAAAGGGCACUAGCUAAAUGCAAGUUGUUGUUGUUGACUAACUCACCAGGACUAAUUCCUCCUCUGAAGCUCGAGGAUUCCCCCCAUCCACAGCUCCUCACCAAUCACCAUCCCCGUGUUUAAUUACCAGAUUUAUUCCCACCCCCAACCCUCGUCUGGAUUAGCCUGGCUCCCGCACUAAGCUUUGUGAGCCGAUCACACCCAUCCUUCACCGGCUUCCCAUCCCCCAGAGGAUCGAGUUCAAGAUCUUUCUGGUCACCUCCACUCUAAUCCUCCCUACCUCUGUGACCUAUCACCAACUUGUUGACUCCCUCCUCUCGACGGGCACUGCUCUGCCCAC
This is a messenger RNA of Callorhinchus milii (elephant shark), 3698 nucleotides long. RefSeq names its product high affinity cGMP-specific 3',5'-cyclic phosphodiesterase 9A. NCBI's taxonomy places the organism in Eukaryota, Metazoa, Chordata, Chondrichthyes, Chimaeriformes, Callorhinchidae. Gene Ontology annotation, cellular component: endoplasmic reticulum membrane. Gene Ontology annotation, biological process: glucose-6-phosphate transport; cGMP catabolic process; phosphate ion transmembrane transport. Bases 54 to 1583 code for a protein of 509 amino acids. The transcript is spliced from 20 exons. The record is from RefSeq and is a predicted model, not a curated record. Gene Ontology annotation, molecular function: 3',5'-cyclic-GMP phosphodiesterase activity; glucose 6-phosphate:phosphate antiporter activity.